AUGAACCAACCUCCUAACCGUGCCAACGCACCCACCGUCGGCGCCCAGCCUGGCCAUGUCCUUCCUCCCUCCCGGUCCGCCAAAGAAGGCGGUUCAUUAUCAGCCGCCAGCUUCAUGACCGCGAAGCAGAAUCAAUCAUAUGCUCGAUCAGCUCAGCCGCCGCCGGGGAGCUUCACUGCCGACCUCAAGUCGUUUAGUUCGAGAUUGGACCUGAGCAACUAUGCCUCAUAUGAUGAUGGAAACACGGACAUGGUCACGUCAGAGCAAAGACAGGCGGAGUACAGACAGGAAAUUGAGAAACAGACACGCCUCAAGGCAGGUACGGAGAAUCUGCUCGAAGCGCUGAACUCGAAAAAUGCCAAGAAGUCGCGCGACCAGCGCAUGGCUGCUGAAAGUCAGCUCAAUGCGUCGAACAGGAAGAUUGCGCAGUUGAAGCUGGACCUGGAGGCCGAGAUUCAACGGAGCAAGGAGCAGCAGCCAAUGAGUCCAAAGGGUAGACUUUCACAACUGUUCAGGCCCACGAUCCAGCAGCUGCCGGAACAGAAUGCUUUCCCUGAUGAUCCGGCAGAUCGACUGGACCCAGAGCUGGAGUCGCCCACGUACAUACUCGCCGAGAUUCUGCAGGCUCUGGAAGCUGAGGACAUGGGAGCGGACUACUACGUUAACCAGGCUAAUGACCUGGUUGAACUAUUUCGCCGGCAUCCCACUCUCAAGUACGACUUGGCGUGGUCGAUAUUUGGGCUCAGAAUGCAAAUCAUGCUUCUGAGUGACAGUAGAGAAGUGGUUGCGGCAGGCUAUCGGGUCAUUCGCUAUGCCAUCACGGACCGGAAAUCCUUACAAACGAUUCGCGCGCUGCAGACGGAUUAUCUCGUCAUACUCUCGCUCAUCAAGGAAAGUAGGGCUCGGGUUGAACGAGAGCAGGCGUUGAAGUUUGUCAGGGCAUUUCUUGAUGUGAAAGACGGCACUCGAGAAAUCCACCCAGCGGUGGUUCGGAUUAUCGCGGCAGUUGCAGACCAUUCGGACGACCAGCUUCGCAACAUUGCCAUCUUGACAUUAUCAGAGAUGCUCCUCAAGGAUCCUAUGCUGGUAGUAAACUCUGGUGGAAUCAGUGUCAUUGCCGAGGCCAUGGGAAAUGGAGUCUACCACGCACCUGAGACAUUACUUGGACCUCUUCUCCAUUUGAUGGACCUACCAGCCCGCAGAGGCGUACUGCGCUCUGGCUUUGAGUUCAGCUCGGCCUUUGCUACAUUUACCGAACCUCACACAUCGCAUUCCGUCGACGAGAAGCUGGCGGCGAGCUCGAGAGUCAUCGCUGGCAUGUUUAAGAGCUGGUCUGGUUUGAUGACAUUAUCACUGCACGAUUUCCUGCCGGUCCGGUCUAUUGUGUCUUCGCUUUAUAUUACGGAUGUUCGCACACGUAGUGCGACAUUGGACUUGCUGAUUGACAUCCUACGGCUGGAAAAGCGCUCUUGGUCAACUCCCUUCAUUGGGGGUCGACGCCUCACGACGUACGCGCGAGUUGUAAACUUGAACAAGGAAAAUGACGCUACUCAACGCUCGAAAUCGGAGAACGAUAAUGACAGCCAGAAGAGGAAUCUUGUUCAGCACUUUACCGCCGUCUCACUGGCUGUACUGCUGCGCCAGGGCCUGAUGGAAGGUCUACUAGAUGCCGAACGUGACGCCCCGAACGAUGCCCUCAAAAGGCGGACCAGUCUGAUCAUUGCAGAGGUACUCAAGAAAGCGAGUGAGCUUCUGCCCACUUGUUGGGGCGCCGAGUUACAGGCGAUGCCAGGGCUCGUCCAUGGGGCAUUGCAGUUUAACUCCGAAGAGCGAUAUCGCGCCCUGUCUACGGUCUACCAGGUUGAUAAGGUCAACCUGAGGUUGUGGCGCUCUGAUCCAUCAACAGUCAGCCAUUCCAGAGUUCACGAUGAUCUUGAUGGUGCGAGGACAAGAUCUGGGUCGAAAACGCAAGCCAGUGCGGAUAUGGAUGAGGUCCAAUUCCGUGCCAAGAUGCUUGAUACUGGCGUGCUCAAUACCGUCAACUACAUCAAGUGGGACUGGAAUCUCAUCCUCGAAUUGAUCGAAGGCCCACUCACGAACCCCAAGCUUCUAUUUGAGGCGACCGACAAGUCAAAGUUUGUGCAUCGUCUGCUCAAAUUCUUGCGGCCUUUCCAGUUUCGCUUCUCCGAUGCUUCCAACACGAAGGCAAAUCAGCGAUACCUCAAGAUGGCCUGCGCGCUGGUGAAGACGUUGCUCCAGACUCACGAUGGCGCCAACUACUUGAUCAACAACAAGUCCAUUCGACAGCUUGCAGAGUGUCUGGCUCAGCUUGACUCGGCGAGUGGUAUCACCUCGAAGAAUCCAAUGUUCUCCCCAGAUCGACUUUCAGAGACACUCGUAGGUGGCUACUUCGCGAUGCUCGGCGUCAUGUGCAGCGACGCCAAAGGGCUGCAGAUUCUAGAGAGGUGGCAUAUCAUCAACAUGUUUUACCACAUUGUCGAGCUCAAGAACCGUGACGAUCUGAUCAGGUGCCUGCUGUCAAAUCUGGACUACUCGCUCGACAGCCAUCCACGUAUCAUUCUUUCCAAGGCCAUGAUUGCCGGGUCAAAGCAAAUGCGCAUUAUGGCGACAAGGAUACUUCGAACAUACGCGGUUGAGGCCAUCGAACCGUCAGUCCUUGGUGGCUGCUCGGCUGAAUGGGCUAUCAAGCUUCUGGUCAGCCAACUGUACGAUCCUGAGAUCGAAGUGUGUGAGGUUGCCAUCAAGAUUCUGGAAGAGGCUUGCAACGACAUCACGUCGCUGGAGUACGUGGUCAAAUGCCGGCCUGCUCUCGAUCAUCUGGGUGAGAUCGGUGCGCCGCUGCUCCUGCGGUUCUUGUCAACUUCUGUUGGAUACCAUUACCUAGACGGACUGGACUACAUCACCCGUGAGAUGGACGACUGGUUCCUUGGGCGCAAUGACACUUACGUGACUGUGGUGGAAGCAUCGCUCGCUCGCGCGCUGUCGGAUGUUCAGGAGAAGCCACAAUCUACCAUAGACGACACAAUUGGGCCUCAGGACUACGGCGCUGUGCCACCGCACUUCUACCGCGAGCUCACACGCACUGCAGAAGGGUGCGAAUUGUUGAAAGCGAAAGGUCACUUCGAGGAGUUCACAGCCACGAUCCAAGACUUCGCCAUGGAAGAGGAUGACCCAGAGACGAUCCUGAAGGUCAAAGGCUGUCUCUGGGCAGUUGGCAACGUGGGCUCCAUGGAACUUGGCGCACCAUUCUUGGAGCGCACUGACGUGGUCAAGUACAUUGUCCAAAUCGCCGAGCAGUCGCAAGUGAUGACAUUCCGUGGCACAGCUUUCUUCGUACUGGGACUCAUCUCACGCAGUUUGCACGGCCAGGAAAUACUCGCAGAGCAUGGCUGGGAUGGAACGGUCAAUGUAAUGGGUGAGAGUCUGGGCUACGUGCUCCCAUUGCAAUUCGAGAAGCUCUUCUCGUUGCAACCUUUCAACUCUGAGAACCGCCCCAACAGCGCCUUGAUUCGCAAUCGACCCGGUCCAGUCAGAGACGAAGAUCCGCAGAACCAACAGAUCCUAGCCUCCAUCACCAAGCUGGGCAAUACCGUGCUAAUAAAUAAGGCGCUGACAGAACUAAACAGCUUGAAGCACACCAAGAAGGCAGCUGGGUUCCAGAGCGUGGCGUUGUUCCGGAAGGUCAUGGUUCUGUUGGCAAGUCAUGCUUAUGGUGUGCAGCAGUGGAGGUUUGUGGUUGAUUUGUUUGAUAAGUCUGUGUUGAGGAAGAUUGUGCUGGAGGAGGAGUCGGAUAGUGACGGGACUGGGGAGGAGGAUGGGAGGCUGUGA
This is a messenger RNA of Zasmidium cellare ATCC 36951, 3849 nucleotides long. RefSeq lists its product as uncharacterized. Gene Ontology annotation, biological process: TORC2 signaling. The record is from RefSeq and is a predicted model, not a curated record. Gene Ontology annotation, cellular component: TORC2 complex. Bases 1 to 3849 code for a protein of 1282 amino acids. The transcript has a single exon. Lineage: Eukaryota; Fungi; Ascomycota; Dothideomycetes; Mycosphaerellales; Mycosphaerellaceae.